Molecule: messenger RNA, 99 nt
Organism: Dibothriocephalus latus
Lineage: Eukaryota; Metazoa; Platyhelminthes; Cestoda; Diphyllobothriidea; Diphyllobothriidae
Source: the annotation of a GenBank genome assembly
AUGAAGGAUAUCCUCGCCGUUCCUGAUCCCUACGUAGAAGAGUGCAAUGUGAGCUCCGAUCUCUUGCGCCUAGUGCUCACCUUUGAUGCCUGCACUGUC